Molecule: messenger RNA, 843 nt
Organism: Manis javanica (Malayan pangolin)
Lineage: Eukaryota; Metazoa; Chordata; Mammalia; Pholidota; Manidae
Source: RefSeq, a predicted model, not a curated record
AUGAUCCCCGCUGUCUCGUCCGCGGAGAGACCCGGCCCUGUCUUCGUCUUCUCCCCCCCUCCCACCCCGCCCCGGGGCCGAGUCCCCCGGGCUGCCCUCCCCACCCGCCCGGGCGGGCCUCGCGGGGCUCCGCUCCUGCGCUGCGCUCGCUCGCUCGCUCCUCUCCCCCCCGCCCCGCCGGCUCAGGCUCCGGGCUGGCGGCGGCGGAGGAGGAGGAGGCGGCGGCGGCCGAGGCGCCGGCGGCUCAGCUGCUCCCGGCUCUGUAGGCUCGGGACCCGGCUCUCCCGGCUCAUUCCCCCCAAGCCCUUGCCUGGGAAUGAGGGGGGCGGUGGAGGCUCCGCUCCCCAGGGCCUGGGCGCGCGGCAGCAGCCCGGGCGCCGGGAGGCAGAGUCGGAACGCGGUCCGGGCCGGGUGCUCUGCCUCCCCUUCCCGGCCGCGGCGCGGGCUGAGGCUGCUGCGCGGCAGCGGGCAAGCGGGAGGGCGGCCGGAUUGAGCGGCAAGAGCGCCCCACUCUCCUCCGAGUCCCCCUCACUCCGACACGAGGCUCAGCACUGCCAUUUUACCCAGCGCCGUCGCGGCUGCCUAGCAAACCCGGAACGGAGCGCGGAGCGGGCCCAGACCGUGGAACGGACUCGCUCCCUUCCCCUCACAAAGAAGGAGGGGAGAGAACGAGCCGCGGCGGCGGCGGCAGGCCCUCAGCCGCUUUCGCUGGGCAGCGCCGCCGCCGAAGGCUUCGGGGAAAACCCGGCCCGGAGCUCGCGCCUCUGCGGAGCCUGCGCCGCCUUCCUCCUGGCGUUCCUAUCGGUCUCCUCCAGGCCGCACCGAGGGGAGCGGGAAGCGUGA